AUGUCCGCUGCUAAAGUAUUAUGUUGUGGUGAUGUCAAUGGUAAAUUUGUUGAACUGGUCAAAAAAUUGACAACGAUUAGUCAGAAGGUAAGAGUUAAAAAAAAUAAUUUUUCAACUUUAUAAAGUUUACUUACUAAAUUUAGUUUUUCAGAGUGGUCCUUUUGACGCAUUGUUUUGUGUUGGUGAAUUUUUUGGUGACAACGAUGAAGAUAAUGAAAAACUAGUGAAUGGCCAAAUCGAAUUUCCGAUUCCAACAUAUAUUCUAGGCGCAGCAGACCCUCGACAUGCUUUUCUAUUUCCCGAAGAAUCAACCGAGUUCUCAACAAACUUGACAUAUUUGGGAAAGAGAGGAAUGCUCAGUACAGCUUCAGGAUUACAAAUCGCAUAUUUGAGUGGUGUUGAAGGAACAUCAAACGAAGAACAUACAUUUAAUAGAGAGGACAUUGAAGAACUUUUGAUUCCUCUUGGAACUCAAGCCGGUUUUAGUGGAGUAGAUAUUCUUCUAACAUCAAUGUGGCCUGCUGGUGUAGCAAAACAUUCGCAUAAUCAACCAACAAAACCACCGCCCGGUUCGAUUUUAAUAGCCAAACUUGCAGCAAGUCUGAAACCAAGAUAUCAUUUCGCUGGAAUGGGAGUGCAUUAUGAACGACAACCAUAUAGAAACCAUCGAGUGCUAUUAGAACCUGCAAGACAUACAACUCGAUUUAUUGGAUUAGCAACAGUUGGAAAUACCGAGAAGCAAAAAUGGUUGUAUGCUUGUAAUGUGAAACCAAUGAGAAAAAUGGAAAAGGAAGAAUUAACAGCACAACCACCAAAUGCUUCUGAAUUUCCAUAUCGAGAAAUGCUCGAAGAAAUAGCAGCAAUGUAG
Messenger RNA from Caenorhabditis angaria, 868 nucleotides. The record is from the annotation of a GenBank genome assembly. Lineage: Eukaryota; Metazoa; Nematoda; Chromadorea; Rhabditida; Rhabditidae.